AUGCUUACUCUCAAACUUUUUGUAUACACUGUAGUUAUAUUCUUUGUUUCUCUCUUCAUAUUUGGAUUCCUAUCUAAUGAUCCAGGACGUAAUCCGGGACGUGAAGAAUAA
Molecule: messenger RNA, 111 nt
Organism: Arabidopsis thaliana (thale cress)
Lineage: Eukaryota; Viridiplantae; Streptophyta; Magnoliopsida; Brassicales; Brassicaceae
Source: the annotation of a RefSeq genome assembly